AUGACCAUCCUAGUCGGGCGACCGCUCAACUGGGCCAUCACGGCCACGGCGGGCUCCGGCUUCCUCCUUUUCGGAUACGACCAGGGAGUCAUGUCCGGCCUCCUCACCGGCUACGCCUUCACACGGACCUUCCCCGAGAUCGACACGACUAACGGUAGCGGCGGCAGCUCCUCGCUGCAGGGCACAGUUGUCGCCAUCUACGAGAUCGGCUGCUUCUUCGGCGCCAUCUUUUGUCUGCUGGUCGGCGAGAAGCUCGGCCGUCGCAAGUGCAUCAUGAUCGGCUGCGUCGUGCUCAGCAUCGGCGCCGCGCUGCAGGCCGCGGCGUUCGGCAUCCCGCAGCUGAUUGUGGGCCGUAUAGUCGCCGGGCUCGGCAACGGCAUGAACACCAGCACCAUUCCCGUGUGGCACUCGGAGCUGAUGAAGGCGGACAGCCGAGGACGUGGUCUGGCCAUCGAGCUCGCCAUCAACAUCUUUGGCGUCAUGACCGCCUACUGGGUCGACUACGGCAUGAGCUUCGUCGCCAAUGACGCCCAGUUCCGUUUCCCGCUUGCCCUGCAGAUCCUGUUCGCCGUCGUGACCUUCUUCGGCGUCUUGGUCCUCCCCGAGUCGCCCAGAUGGCUCAUCGCGCACGACCGCCACGACGAGGCCCGCCACAUCCUCUGGGCCGUCGAAAAGAACGCCAAGUCCAUCACCGAUACCGAGCCCAAGCUGGAGCGUAACCUGGUCGAGAUCCAGGUCGCGAUCCGCGAAGAGCGCGAAGCCGCCAACGCCGGCAGCUUCCGGAUGAUGUUCAAGAACGGCGACCAAAAGUUCUUUUACCGCACCAUGCUCGGGAUCGGAGGUCAAUUCAUGCAACAACUGUCGGGAAUCAACCUCAUAACUUAUUACGCUCCCGUCAUCUUCCAGGAGUCUGUCGGCAUGACGCACAGCCUCUCCCUACUGCUCGCGGGGUUCAACGGCAUUGCGUACUUCUUCUCCUCCCUGAUCCCAAUCUGGAUCAUCGACCGCCUCGGCCGCAGGAAGCUCAUGCUCUUCGCCGCGGCGGGCCAGUGCGCCUGCAUGGCCGUCCUCGCGGGCACCGUCUCCAACGGCAGCGUGCCCGCCGGCAUCGUCGCCAUCGUCAUGCUCUUCCUCUUCAACUUCUUCUUCGCUGUCGGCCUGCUCGCCAUCCCCUGGCUGCUGCCGGCCGAGUACGCCCCCCUCGCCAUCCGCACCCGCGCCGCGGCGCUGGCGACGGCGUCCAACUGGAUAUUCACCUUCCUCGUCGUCGAGAUCACCCCCGUCAGCAUCAAGAACAUCGGCUGGCGUACAUACGUCUACUUUUGCGUCUUCAACGCCCUCUUCAUCCCGCUCAUCUACUUCUUCUACCCGGAGACGCGGAACCUCAGCCUCGAGCAGAUCGACAGGCUGUUCACUGGCGGCAAGGUCCAGCUGUACUGGAAAGCGAGCAUGGGCACCCCCGGCGAGGGGAACGGCAUCGUCAACGACAAGGCUUUCGAGUCGGGCUCUGGAGAGGUCCACCGUGUGGAGAACAAGGAAGAGGCCGCUACUUUGGGUGGAUGA
Colletotrichum graminicola M1.001 is the source of this 1563-nucleotide messenger RNA. RefSeq lists its product as uncharacterized. The transcript is spliced from 3 exons. Bases 1 to 1563 code for a protein of 520 amino acids. Lineage: Eukaryota; Fungi; Ascomycota; Sordariomycetes; Glomerellales; Glomerellaceae. Gene Ontology annotation, cellular component: membrane. The record is from RefSeq and is a predicted model, not a curated record. Gene Ontology annotation, biological process: transmembrane transport; carbohydrate transport. Gene Ontology annotation, molecular function: carbohydrate:proton symporter activity.